UCUGUGCGGCUCUUUCUAAUCAUUGUCUCGUCAGCAGCAUCAUGCCUGAACCAGCGAAGUCCGCGCCUAAGAAGGGCUCCAAGAAGGCCGUCACAAAGACCGCGGGGAAGGGAGGAAAGAAGCGCAGAAAGACCAGGAAGGAGAGCUACGCUAUCUACAUCUACAAGGUGAUGAAGCAGGUUCAUCCCGACACCGGGAUCUCUUCCAAGGCGAUGGGGAUCAUGAACUCUUUCGUCAACGACAUCUUCGAGCGCAUCGCCGGUGAAGCGUCUCGUCUCGCUCACUACAACAAGCGCUCCACCAUCACUUCCAGAGAGAUCCAGACCGCCGUGCGUCUGCUGCUGCCCGGGGAGCUGGCCAAACACGCCGUGUCUGAGGGCACCAAGGCCGUCACCAAGUACACCAGCUCCAAGUAGAGCAGCCUGAGGCUGUUAAACACCCCCAAAGGCUCUUUUAAGAGCCAC
Molecule: messenger RNA, 464 nt
Organism: Onychostoma macrolepis
Lineage: Eukaryota; Metazoa; Chordata; Actinopteri; Cypriniformes; Cyprinidae
Product: histone H2B 1/2-like
Exons: 1
Coding region: 42-416 (124 amino acids)
Cellular component (GO): nucleosome
Molecular function (GO): protein heterodimerization activity; DNA binding; structural constituent of chromatin
Source: RefSeq, a predicted model, not a curated record